Molecule: messenger RNA, 879 nt
Organism: Miscanthus lutarioriparius
Lineage: Eukaryota; Viridiplantae; Streptophyta; Magnoliopsida; Poales; Poaceae
Source: the annotation of a GenBank genome assembly
AUGAAGGCAAUGAGGCGAUGGGCCAAACAGAUACUGACAGGGCUAGCCUAUCUGCACAGCCAGAAGCCACCAAUCAUACACAGGGACUUGAAGUGUGACAACAUUUUCAUCAAUGGGAACCAUGGGAAGGUUAAGAUUGGGGACUUCGGUUUGGCAAUGGUCAUGCAAGAGAGGAAAACACAGAGUAUACAAGGCACCUUAGAAUUCAUGGCACCAGAGCUCUUUGGUGAAAACUACAAUGAGUUGGUGGAUAUAUACUCUUUCGGCAUGUGUAUGCUUGAGAUGGUGACUGGUGAGUGCCCUUACAGUGAAUGUCAGGGCUUUGUUCAGAUAUACAAGAAGAUUUCUGAAGGUAUAAAACCAGUUGCUCUCUCCAAGGUCAAAGAUGCUGAAGUAAGAAGUUUCAUAGAGAGCUGCCUAGCUUCAGCAGCUGAUAGAUUGCCAUCAAAACCAAUAGCAUUCCCGCCAAAUUUGGAUCUGGAUCUUGAAGCCACACCCAUUUUUGUAUCUUUGCUACCAAAUGGAACUGUUGAUAACGGGAAGGGGUCUUUCAGCCUAGUGCUUCGAAGGGGUGGAUUUGUGUUGGAAGGAGAUAUGAGUGGUAGCAACCCUGUCAAGUUAUUACUAAGGAUUCCGGUCCCCAAUGGUAAAUGUAAGAACGUCGAGUUCGCAUUUGACCUGGAGAAUGAUACAAGUCUUUCGGUGGCUACAGAGAUGGUGCAUGAGCUUGAACUACCUUCUUGGAGCAUGCCUGUUGUGGCGAAGCUGGUAGAUGCGUUCUUGCUCAAAACUGUUCGUGGUUGGAGGCCGUGUGUUCAGGUCGGUCAGAUGAUCCAGGCAGUGCAAAACACUGCAUCCGCGAAUGCAAAAUGCAUCUGA